Populus trichocarpa (black cottonwood) is the source of this 1052-nucleotide messenger RNA. RefSeq names its product vacuolar protein sorting-associated protein 22 homolog 1. NCBI's taxonomy places the organism in Eukaryota, Viridiplantae, Streptophyta, Magnoliopsida, Malpighiales, Salicaceae. The transcript has 7 exons. Gene Ontology annotation, cellular component: ESCRT II complex. The coding region runs from base 157 to 909 and encodes 250 amino acids. Gene Ontology annotation, biological process: protein transport to vacuole involved in ubiquitin-dependent protein catabolic process via the multivesicular body sorting pathway. The record is from RefSeq and is a predicted model, not a curated record.
UUCUUUUCCUUGACCGUCUCUUCCUCUCUUUCGCUUCUUUAUUGCAGCAGCAUCCAUAAAAAAAUUUACUAACCAAGAAAGCAAUUCAGAAGUUCAAAGCUUUGAUCAAAACCCACAAAAGAAAUCAAUCAAAGAAACAAUCUUUGAUCAAGAAGAAUGAGGAGGAGACCUGGUAUUGGUGGGUUACAAACAGCAGCUGCUGCAAGGGAUCAAUAUCGGUUACUAGGAGAAAAUGUAGCAAAGCUAAGAACUGAUCUUAUGAAAGAACAGCUUGCCACUUUCCGUUCUCAGCUUGAAGAUUUUGCCCGUAAACACAAGAAUGAUAUUCGAAAGAACCCAACUUUCAGGACGCAAUUCCAUGAGAUGUGUGCUAAAGUUGGAGUGGAUCCACUGGCAUCGAAUAAAGGUUUUUGGGCAGAGCUGUUAGGGAUCGGUGACUUCUAUUAUGAACUUGGAGUGCAAAUUGUAGAGAUAUGCUUGGCAACAAGACCUCACAAUGGAGGUUUGAUCAAUCUGCAAGAACUCUGUGCUCUGCUUCGGCAGAAACGAAAAAGUGAUCGUGAAGCUGUGUCAGAGGAUGACUGUUUGCGUGCUAUAAGUAAGCUGAAGAUAUUGGGCAGUGGUUUUGAGGUGAUUUCUGUUGGGAAAAGAAAGCUUGUUCGGUCAGUUCCAACUGAAUUGAACAAAGACCAUAAUGAAAUUCUGGAGCUGGCUCAGGCUCAAGGUUUUGUGACUGUUGAUGAGUUAGAGAGACGGCUUUCUUGGACAUCUGGUCGUGCUACUGAUGCCCUUGAUACUUUAUUAGAUGAAGGACUUGCUAUGAUUGACGAUGGCCAUAGAGAUGGCAAACGCCGCUAUUGGUUCCCCUGUGUAUCUUCCAUCUCCACUUCAGUGGUUUCUGAUAUUUAAUACGUGGUUCUUUGUCUCUCCACGUCGUUUAUACUUGUACACCGACUUAAAAGUGCCUUAGGCAUUCGAUUUUUCUCCUCCGUAUUUGUUGUGUUGGAGGUGCUAUGAAAGUUUCAAAUACAAUUUUGACAGAAAUUGAUGUA